This is a messenger RNA of Centropristis striata (black sea bass), 2382 nucleotides long. RefSeq names its product NDC80 kinetochore complex component (gene ndc80). The record is from RefSeq and is a predicted model, not a curated record. Gene Ontology annotation, biological process: attachment of mitotic spindle microtubules to kinetochore. NCBI's taxonomy places the organism in Eukaryota, Metazoa, Chordata, Actinopteri, Perciformes, Serranidae. Gene Ontology annotation, cellular component: Ndc80 complex. The transcript is spliced from 17 exons. The coding region runs from base 144 to 2069 and encodes 641 amino acids.
CGGAUCCUUUUUGGGCCAAAUGGCCCUCCGUACUCUGGUGACGUCACCGCCAUUUAAGCGUUUUGUUUUGGCGGGCGGGUUUGAGAUUUCGUCGGUUCGGAUGUUCGAUUCAUUUUCUAAACAAUAACUUUCCUGCUGCAAAAAUGGAUCGUGGAAGGAUGAGCCGGGCAACAAGCGGCAGACUGUCGGAGCUGCCGCUGCGAGUCCAAGACAACAACAGGAUGAGCAUGGUGUACACAACGCCCAAGAUUAAACAGCCUUCAUUUGGAAAGCUCAACAUACCCAAACCGCAGUCUAUAACCUCUGAAAGGAGGACCAGCUUCUUUGGUGCCCGGACUAGUGGAGCUGGCAUGCCUCGAAACAGCACCAUGUCAGGGUUUGGAGGAACUGAGAAGAUCAAAGAUACCAGACCUCUGCACGAUAAAUCCUUUGUUCAGCAAUGUAUCAGGCAGCUGCACGAGUUCUUGACAGAGCAUGGCUACCCUGGCACUUUGUCAGCCAAGACCCUCCAGUCUCCCUCUACCAAGGAGUUUGUGAAGGUGUUUGAGUUCAUCUACCGUCAGCUGGACCCAACCUUUGAGAUGCCAAAUUCAAAAGUUGAGGAAGAGGUUCCAGCUCUACUAAAAGCCCUGAGGUAUCCAUUUGUCCUCUCCAAAUCUUCAAUGUAUUCCGUUGGAGCCCCACACACCUGGCCUCAGGCACUUGGUGCUCUCAUGUGGCUAAUUGAUCAAGUCAAGAUCAACUGGGCUUUGAGUAAGCAGGAUCUGCUGUUCACUGACUUCUGUGAAGACGCUGAUAAUAUCGAGGAGGGAGGGGAGUAUAACAAGCUCCUGUUGGACUACACAGCUGAGGCAUACUCCAAGUUCAUGCAGGGUGAAGACACAUUUGAGGAUUUGGAUGACAUGUUCAUCAAUAAACUAAAGAAAAUGUACAAUGUUGAUGAAGGCGUGCUGGCCUCGAUGGAGGAGAAGUACAGAAUACUCAGUGAUGAGCUUGAAAAACUGGAGAAGGAGAGCCAAACGGACCGCCUAAUGAGCAAGAGGAUGGAAAGAAUGAAGCUGCAGGCGGACCUCAAGAAACUCCAGAGUUACCGAAGCAGCCUGGAGUCCUUUCAGGCCAACCUGGAUUUCAAAGAUUCUGAACUGAGUGAUGAACUGGAGGCCACUGCUAGUCAUCUAGAGUCUCUAAAACAUGAGCAAAACGAACUGCAACGCCUCCUGCAGAACCAGAAGUUUACUCCUGCUGACGUCGAGCGGAUCAACAGAGAGAAGAGAGAACUCCAACAGACCAUCGCCACUCUUAGCAAGUCUCUCGAAGAUGCAGAACAGCACAAGUGGAAUGAAGAGAUUGCUCUGGCCAAAAUGAACGAGAAGGCAGAGCUGAGGGUAACAGAGUACCACAAGCUGGCACGUAAACUGAAGCUGAUACCAGUGUCUGCAGAAAACGCCUGUGGUCAUGACUUUGAGAUCAGACCAUUUGAAUGUGGACCCGGCAGCAUGGGUCAGCAUAAAUCUCAGAUACAGAUGCUCCUGAGAAAGCUGGUCAGUGACGUGGAGGAGGAAAACAGUCGAUUAGCCAACAUGAAACUCAGCUUGGAGGAGUCUAGUGAACAGGUGAAUUCAAACAUCUUUUACAAGUCCAAUGACCUGAAGCAGCUAAGAGAGCAGAUCCGUAAACUGGAUGAACGGUUGGAUCGUGAAAUGCAGGAGCUGCUCCAAGAGGAACAGCACUGGGCAACAGAGUUGGAGUCAAUGGAGAACCAUCGUAAGUUUCUUGAGAAGAAGGUUAAUUUUGGUUACGAAGACGCUGAAAAACAACUGAAGGCAGCGCAACAACAGUACCACCUGGUGCUGCAGGAGACACGGGAGGAGAGACGAACAGUGGCCAACAACCUUGCAUCUGUAUUUACGACAGCUGCUCACCACAUGUCAAUCACAGAGAACAGCCUGGAGGAUCUGCACAGCAGAGUGCAGCGUGCCUGCUCCAAGGCUGUGGAAGAGGACGAAGCUGCUAUACAGAAGCUGCGGGAAACUUUGAAGAGCUUCAUGUCCAAGGCAACUAAUUUGUAAAGUGAGGUGGGAGGACAGAGGCCUUCAGUCUGCAGGGAAGGCAGAUAAUUUUAAACAUUUUUAAAGUGUUGGAGUUUUUCAGUUUUUUCAGCUAAUUAUUCUGUUUUAUAUCACAACAGCUGUGGGUUUUAAUACCAUAGAUACAUUAUUGAUACAAAGUCAUCAAGAUUUUGAUUUUGAGGUUUUGAAGUCUUCACGCAUGUUCUUAUAGUUAUCUGGUGUUUACACACUCCAGCUGUUCACAUGUCUGUCUUCUGUCAUUCUUAAUGUAUUAUUAACAGCUUUCUGUAAUAAAUAUGUAAAAUGAAAAUUA